Molecule: messenger RNA, 3176 nt
Organism: Epinephelus moara (kelp grouper)
Lineage: Eukaryota; Metazoa; Chordata; Actinopteri; Perciformes; Serranidae
Gene: gen1
Product: flap endonuclease GEN homolog 1
Exons: 14
Coding region: 47-2866 (939 amino acids)
Molecular function (GO): four-way junction DNA binding; 5'-flap endonuclease activity
Source: RefSeq, a predicted model, not a curated record
CCGGCGUCGACCCACUUUAUACGUGAAAAUCCGUUUGGGGGAAGUUAUGGGUGUUCACGAGCUGUGGUCCAUCGUCGAGCCGGUUCGUGAGUCGGUGCCGCUGUACAGUUUGAGCGGAAAGACACUGGCAGUUGAUCUGAGUCUGUGGGUGUGCGAGGCCCAGCAUGUCCAGGCUAUGAUGGGGAGAGUUACCAAGCCCCACCUGAGGAAUUUAUUUUUCAGGGUGUCAUCCCUCACGCUUAUGGGGGUGAAGCUUGUCUUUGUGAUGGAGGGAGAGGCCCCUAAACUUAAAGCAGAAACCAUGAGCAGGAGGGCAGAAACGAGAUAUGGAGGAUUCAAAAAGGCCUCUGCCCCUAAAGCUGCUACAAAGACCAGCAGAGGGCGCUUCAAUGCUGUACUCAGAGAGUGUGCAGAGAUGUUGGACUAUCUGGGUGUGCCAUGGGUGACAGCUGCUGGGGAGGCCGAGGCCAUGUGUGCCUACCUGGACUCUCAAGGCCUGGUGGACGGCUGCAUCACUAAUGAUGGAGACGCCUUCCUAUAUGGAGCCCGGACUGUCUACAGGAACUUCAAUAUGAACAGUAAAGACCCUCAGGUGGACUGCUACAAGACCUCAAGGGUACAAACAGAGUUACAUCUCACCAGAGAGAAUCUAGUUGGUCUUGCCAUCUUUCUUGGCUGUGAUUAUAUUCCUAAGGGCAUACCAGGUGUUGGUAAAGAGCAAGCUCUGAGGCUUAUUCAGAUGCUGAAAGGACAAACACUCCUGCAGAGUGUCGUGUUUGUGCUCUUGUCACCUUUCCCUAAUCACCUCAGGUUCAUCCAGUGGAAGGAGGAGAACGUGGGGGUGUCUGAGGGAGUUGUGAAGAAGGUUCCUCACUGCAACUUGUGUCGACAUCCUGGGUCAGCAAAGGCACAUGAACGUGGCGGCUGUGUGCUUUGUGACAGUAAACGUUUCUGUCAACCUCAGGACUUUGACUACCAGUGUCCCUGUGACUGGCAUCACUAUGAACAGACUCGGCAGGCUGUGUCCUUCGAGGCAAAUGUCAGAAGGAAAACACUGGCGAGUCAACAGUUCCCUUUUACAGAGAUCAUUAACGAGUUCCUGAUUUCCAAGGAUAAACCUGUGUCACAUUUCAAGAGGAGACAGCCAAAUAUGCUGAUGAUGCAGAAAUUUGCCCAUGACAAGAUGGAGUGGCCGAAGCACUACACCAGUGAAAAGGUUUUAGUCCUGAUGACUUACGCAGAACUGAUGAACAGAAAAUAUGGAAGAGAAAUGUCCUCCCAAGUCAAACCCCUCAGAAUAUUGAAACCGAGGGUGAGGAAUGCUGUCGCCUGCUUCGAAGUCAUCUGGAGCGUACCAGAUCAUUAUGCGUUUCCUGAGGAUCGGCCUGCAGACGAUCAACAUGAGGUGAGGACGGUGGAAGAAGAGUCUCUCUUCCGUGUGGCCUUUCCAGAAGUGGUGGAGAACUACCUUAGAGACAAAGCUCUGGCCGAAGAGAACAAGACCAAGAAGAGAAAACCAAAGAGUAAAAAGGAGAAGCCAUCUGAUGUCUCUGAUGGUAUUUCUGACCUCUUGGCACAGAUGACCCUUCAGAGUUCCUCUAAAACUCAACCACAUGCGCUGCUCCCUACUGCUUCAACCACAGAUAAACCAGAAGUGGUGGUUGUGGACACUCCAGUGAACUAUAAACAGCAUCGGAAGUCAAAAGAAGACCACAGCAGUCUGGGUGAUUGCCCCAGCACUCCUCUGUCUCAUGGAGAAUCAGAGGCUGCUGCUGCAUCACCCUCUGUCUCUGCUGUUAUCGACGCUCUCCACCUGAGUGAUAUUGACUGGGAGGCUUUGUCCUUCACAUCCUCUCCAACCCCACAAUCAGCUAAUAACCACACCGCUGAGCCCAAGCUGAGCAAAACCACAGACAGUGGUGUCAGAGAAACAGAGGGCAAAAACACCAAGCAGAAAACCUUAAGUGACGUCAGAGAAGCAGACUCCAGAUCUGCUCUAGAGGUGUGCUACACAGAGUGUCCUCUACGGGACAGGCUGCUCAUGAGGAACACAGCCAAAGCUAUACACCAGAAGGAGAUACACACUGACGUGGUCUCGAAACAACUACACCAUGAGUCAUCCUCUCUCAAACACAUUUCUCCUCAUAACUCAAGUGGCCAGAUCUCCAGUAAAGGUACGGGUGACAGUAAAUUGUCAGGAGAGAAAUCUGCUGUGUACAGAAAAGAGCCGUUGACUGACAAAACACAGUGUACAUCAAACAAGGAAGAAACUCACAGUUCAAAACAGCAGUUGAGGCCUGCAGUUCAAAGUAAGACAAAGGACAAAUGUAACGUCUCCCAAAAGCCCCCUCACAAAUACAAAUUUGUCAGAAAAGCCAUUUCAUCAUCGCUUGUCCCACGGCAGAGGUGCCACACUGACCCAAGUCAAACUGACAUAGACAGGAACACGUCGCAGAGCACCAAGAAGAGUGUGUGUAUGAGCCUGUGUUCAUCCAGCGAGGAAAGUGAUGCAGAGAACCGGCAGUCUGGACCUCAGAGAAAAGCUAAAAUCAAGCCCACAAACAAGAUCAUUAUCUCAGAUUUCCCCCUGAAACCUAAAUCAACCAAACCAGCUGCAAAAACAGCUCCUACCACUCAGUUAUUACCAGAAAAAUCUCAGAGCUUAAUUGCAGACAGCGAGAUUAACAUCCUACCUGUAGCAACUAAAAGCAAAUGCCAGGAUGUCUCACCAGCUCAUGUGGAUGUAGAUGUGUUCCCUCAGACUCCUGCAUCACCUGUCAUUGUGUUAGAUAGCGAUGACUCAGUUAUUUGUAGUGAGAGUCCACUGCCACUGGCAGAGAGACUGAGACUGAAGUUCCAGAAGUGAGCAGCACGAUAACAGGAUGAUGGACAACAGCAUGAAAGCUAUUUUAUGUCAAAUCAUGUGAAGUGUUGACGUGGAGUUUAACAAAUAACUUUUAUCUCAAGGUUGGCUUCCCAGCUUUUAAAAGAAGAGCUGCAGCAAUUAGUGGAUGAAGAAACUGGGGCCUGAUACGAAGGUAGUGACCAGGUGCCAACCAUAAGCAGCAGGCAUCCAAGAAACAGCACUGAAAAAAUACCUAAAUUUAGCGAGUAGAAAUGUCAAACAAGUGUGAAUCCGGGGUUUGAUUUUUACUUCCACUUUCGCUGGUGAGUGU